AUGGCGAUAGCCAUGGGCUGGCAGAAGCCCGACAAUGUCGCUGGCACUGCGGCGCCAGCAAUUAUGGUCGGCUUGUUCGUUGCGUCUGGAGGUUUACUAUUCGGUUACGAUACAGGGUCCAUCAAUGGCAUUCUUGAUAUGCGACCGUUCAAGGAUCAGUUUUCGACCGGCCACGUCGAUCCCGAAUUCGGUCUCCCAGAUCUCACGAGCAAGGAGUCCUCUAUGGUUGUCGCUAUUCUAAGCGCCGGAACGUUCUUUGGCGCUCUUUUCUCUGCUCCCGGUGCCGACUCGAUCGGCCGUCGACUCUCGCUCCUCGUCAGCGCCGCCGUCUUCUCCGUUGGAGGUAUUCUACAAACUUGUGCCCAGGCACUGCCCAUGUUGAUGGCAGGAAGGUUCUUGGCUGGUGUUGGAGUUGGUGCCAUAUCAGUUCUCGUUCCUUUAUACCAAUCCGAAAUGGCACCCCGAUGGAUUCGAGGCACUCUAGUCUGCGCCUACCAGCUCUCGAUCACCAUUGGCCUUCUCUCCGCUUCUAUUAUCAACAUUAUUACGCACAGGAUGGAACACACGUCGGCUGCUUUUCGAAUUCCUUUAGGUCUGCAGCUUUCCGCAGCUCUCAUUUUGUCCCUCGGUCUCCUAAUUCUCCCCGAAACCCCUCGAUAUCUCGUGAAACGCGGUCGCCCGGAGGCUGCUGGCCUCGCUUUGAGUCGGCUCCGGCGUCUCGACAUUACGCAUCCGGCUCUCAUCGACGAGCUCCAAGAGAUCGUCGCGAAUCAUGAAUACGAGCUCACCCUGGGCCCCGAUACGUAUUGGGAUAUCAUCCGUGGCAGCCCUCAUCUCGGACGCCGAACUCUUACCGGAUGCGUCCUGCAAAUGCUCCAACAGCUAACAGGUAUUAAUUUCAUUAUGUACUACAGCACUACUUUCUUCCGAGGAGCCAGAGUCGACAACCCUUACACAAUAUCACUCAUUAUCAACAUUAUCAACGUGGUCUCGACAAUUCCUGGUCUUCUUGUUAUUGAAUCAUGGGGUCGGCGGAAACUCCUCAUCGUCGGAGCAAUAGGCAUGGCAGUAUGCCAGCUCCUUAUUGCUUCAUUCACUACCGCGGCCGGCGAAGAUCUUGAAGUCGUCGCCCAAACAAUUCUCAUUGUCUUCUGCGCCAUUUAUAUUUUCUUCUUUGCCGCGUCGUGGGGCCCCGUUGCAUGGGUCGUCACGUCGGAAAUAUACCCGCUCAAAGUCCGUGCUAAGGCCAUGUCUGUCUCGACAGCGGCAAACUGGCUUCUGAAUUUCGCUAUCGCCUAUGGAACUCCCUUUAUGGUAGGCAACGAUCGUGGGUCUGCAAACAUCGGACCCAAGAUCUUCUUCCUAUGGGGAGCCUGUUGCAUCGUCGCCAUUUUCUUUGUCUGGUGCAUGGUCUACGAAACAAGCAAGAUCAGUCUUGAACAGAUUGACGAAAUGUAUGAGAGAGUCGACUACGCGUGGAACAGCACCCGUUUCGAACCGAGCUGGAGCUUCCAGCAGAUCCUGGACGAAGGCUGGUCGCCGAGUGGCCAGCCUCCCGAACACGAACUAGAACCCACCCAAUCCAACUCAUCGACAACUGUGGGCAGCACGGCAUCGUCAAGCUCAAGCACGACGGUAGUCGCGCCACCCCCCGCGGCAUUUUCAGGCAACUCUAAUAGUAAUAAAACGCUGCCGCACAUGUCGAACGUGGAUUUUAGCUACUAA
Scedosporium apiospermum is the source of this 1725-nucleotide messenger RNA. Its product is annotated as putative glucose transporter rco-3. Gene Ontology annotation, molecular function: carbohydrate:proton symporter activity. NCBI's taxonomy places the organism in Eukaryota, Fungi, Ascomycota, Sordariomycetes, Microascales, Microascaceae. Gene Ontology annotation, biological process: transmembrane transport; carbohydrate transport. Bases 1 to 1725 code for a protein of 574 amino acids. Gene Ontology annotation, cellular component: membrane. The transcript is spliced from 3 exons. The record is from RefSeq and is a predicted model, not a curated record.